Molecule: messenger RNA, 2535 nt
Organism: Carlito syrichta (Philippine tarsier)
Lineage: Eukaryota; Metazoa; Chordata; Mammalia; Primates; Tarsiidae
Gene: CDH26
Product: cadherin 26
Exons: 18
Biological process (GO): multicellular organism development; cell morphogenesis; cell-cell junction assembly
Cellular component (GO): adherens junction; catenin complex; plasma membrane
Molecular function (GO): calcium ion binding; cadherin binding
Source: RefSeq, a predicted model, not a curated record
AUGACUCCUCAGCUUUGGACUGUGGCCAACUUAUAUUACCUACUAAUUAAUAUCAUUUUUAUUUUUAAGGUCAGCAUCAUUAACAGUGUCCAACAAGAAAAAUAUGGUGAUCUUACUAAUCAAACAAAGGGAGAGAGUCAUCAGUCUCUACAGCGAACCAAGAGAAGAUGGGUUAUUACCACUUUGGAACUGGAAGAGGAAGACUCAGGACCCUUUCCCAAACUUAUUGGUGAGCUGUUCAAUAAUAUGUCUGAUAAUAUGUCAUUAAUGUAUUUAAUUAGUGGACCUGGUGUGGAUGAGUAUCCAGAGAUUGGCUUGUUUUCUAUAGAAGAUCAUGAGAAUGGAAAAAUAUAUGUCCACCGCCCUGUUGAUCGAGAAAGGACACCGUCUUUCACGGUUUAUGUUGAUGCUGUGGAUCGCUUGACAGGGAAAAUUGUGGAUAAAUCCUUGAUUUUCAACAUUCGGAUCAGUGAUGUGAAUGACCAUGCACCCCAGUUUCCUGAGAAGGAAUUUAACAUCAGCGUGAAAGAGAACCAUGCAGCGGGUCAGCCUGUUUUUUGGAUGUUAGCAGUUGAUUUGGAUCAAGAAGACACUCCAAAUUCUCAAGUCCUUUAUUUCCUUGUUUCUCAAACACCAUUACUGAAAGAGAGUGGUUUCUGGAUUGAUCGUACUAGUGGAGAAAUACGGCUCUCAGGAUGCUUGGAUUAUGAGACUGCCUCUCAGUUUACACUCCUGAUUGGAGCUAACGAUUGUGGAGAACCGUCACUGUCAUCCACAGUCACUGUUCAUGUGAAUGUUCAAGAAGGCAACAACCACAUGCCCACAUUUACCCAGCAGAAGUACAAGAUUCAGAUUCCUGAAGCCCGAAUCAGACGGGACGUGUUGCGUCUCCCUGUUCAAGAUCGUGAUUUGCCAUUUACGUCCUCUUGGAGAGUAAAAUUCAACAUAUCACAUGGCAAUGAGGAGGGACAUUUUGACAUUUUGACUGACCCUGAGACCAAUGAAGGGGUUUUAAAUGUUCUCAAGCCUCUGGAUUAUGAAACUCACCCAGCACAAAGUCUUGUCAUCACCGUGGAAAACGAGGAGCGGCUCUUCUCCUGCGUGGGUGGCGAGCUUCAGCCUCCGAAGAGGGCAGCGGCAAGUGCCACCGUGAGUGUGCAGGUGACAGAUGCCAAUGACCCGCCCACCUUUCACCCCAGCAGCUUCAUCGUCAGUGUGGAGGAGAGUGCCAGGCCUGGGGUCCAAUUGGGAACGUUCAAUGCUUCGGAUCCAGAUAGGAUGGCGAGCCAGAUCCGAUAUAAACUGGUCCAUGACCCAGCCAAUUGGGUCACCGUGGAUGCAGAGUCUGGAGUGGUCAUCACUGUGCAGCCGAUCGACCGAGAAUCCCCUCAUGUCAAUGACAGUUUUUACACAAUCAUUGCUCAUGCUAUUGACCAUGGCCUCCCGCCACAAACUGCUACAGGGACCCUAAUGCUCUUCCUGUCUGACGUCAACGACAAUGUCCCAGCUCUCCAACCCCAGUCACGUUACAUGGAGGUCUGCAAGUCUGCAGAGAAGAAACCCCUCCUCAUCGAGGCGGAGGAUCCGGACCUGGAGCCCUACUCGGACCCAUUUACAUUUGAGUUGGACAGCACCUGGGGAGAGGCAGAGGAUGCAUGGACACUGGGGAAGAAUUGGGGCCAGUCAGUUGAACUUCUAAUGCUGAGGAGCCUCCCAUGUGGAAAUUACUCGGUGCCACUCAUUGUUGGAGACAGACAGGGACUCUCCCAGAAGCAGACAGUCCAUGUGAGGAUCUGCUCCUGUUCCAGCGGGCUCACGUGUAUGGAGUACUCAGAUGCAGGAAUGGGGCUUCUCACAGGGGUCCUAUAUCCAGUUUGUGCAGCCUUUUUGGCUCUGGCAGGGGCUCUGCUUUUCCUGCUUGUGUUUGAACGCAAGAGGCCUGGAGUCUCCAUCCCUAGUGACAAAGGCCACCAGACACUGAUCAUGUACAAUGAUGAGAGCAAAGCCAUGCCAGCUCAGAUGCAGUCAGAUGUUGAGGGCCAGAGGCCAGCUCCACUGAUCCACACAGUUGCAGCAGGGGCCAUACUGGGUGCUAAGGAUCUCAGCAAAGUGCUGCCCCCUACAGCGAGUAUGUCAGACCAAGUACACUCUGCUCUGGGGACUCAGGGUGGUGGCCUGCUUUUUGAAUCAAGAAGUAUGAAAAGCAGAUACUCUACUCCUGCCUACCCAGAUACUGUAGUGCCCAGAGGACUCCUGGCACCGAUGGAAGGAAGGAUGGUGGAGACACUGAGGCAGAAGCUUUGUGGCAUGGACCUGCUAGACGAGGACCCCAGCUACCCACUUCACAUCUACAGCGAGGAGGGGGAAUGUGAAGGUGCCUGGUCCCUCAGUUCUCUCGCCUUCUCCGAGCAUGAACUGCCACCUGACUUGCUGGACUGUUUGUGUUCAAAAGUGAUUCCGCUUGAAGAAGUAUAUUUAGAGUGAGGUGUUUCUCCUUCAAAAGUGCAUAUUUUGGAGAACUGGAAAGAUUCAUAG